AUGCGGCAAAAGUACGCAGUAUUACGUGGGCAUGCACCGGGAACAAUAUGCCGGGAUGAUUUGGUAGAGAACGGUGCGGGAGGAACCGAAAGGAAGGAGGAAGCUGCUGCUGGCCAGCCGCCGGCAGCUGCACAGCGACGAAAUAACUUGACCGAUAAUAACUUCUACGUUUGUCUUGAAGUCUUUCACACAGCCAAGCAAUUCCUUGAUCGUGAGAAACGUCUGGAACGUUGCCAAGCGAAAAUACUUUGCUAUUCUGUGGCUCACUCGCGACUUUGUUGCAUCACUCGGUACCUCGGUACCCGAUUUCAAAGGCCAAGGCUGGGCAAGAGGGCUCAAUGGGCUAAUACAAUAGGACAAAGCGAAGAAGAGAAGAGCUCUUGA
Messenger RNA from Cylicocyclus nassatus, 384 nucleotides. Lineage: Eukaryota; Metazoa; Nematoda; Chromadorea; Rhabditida; Strongylidae. The record is from the annotation of a GenBank genome assembly.